Spodoptera littoralis (African cotton leafworm) is the source of this 333-nucleotide messenger RNA. The record is from the annotation of a GenBank genome assembly. NCBI's taxonomy places the organism in Eukaryota, Metazoa, Arthropoda, Insecta, Lepidoptera, Noctuidae.
AUGAUUAAAUCGAACAUUUUACGCCUUCCAGUGCUAGUUAGAAAUCAGAAAUAUAUUAUUAGAACUUGUACCACUACGUCACAGACUACUGAUGAUGAAAAAGCGCGCGAAUUGGAAAGAAUAGCCAAAGAAGCUUCAAUAGACGAACCUCCAACGAGUUGUUGCCAGUCUGGGUGCGCUAACUGUGUAUACAUUGUAUGGGCAGAGGCCCUAUCAGCCAAAAUACAAAAUGUUGGCCCGGAAGUCAGUGACAAAAUACUAGAAAUGGUACAAGAUCCAUCUAUGAAAGCAUACCUUGAAAUGGAAUUGAGGAUAAGAGGGUUAAAGAAAUGA